CACUAUUCGAGUGAGUUUCGAGGUAGCUGGAGGCGCGCAAAUUAAACGCUCUACAGACCCAUAAGAUGUGGCCAAAGCUUUUCGCUGGACUCCUGCUCUGCUCUAGUUGCCUCCUAGUCAGAGGAGCUAUUGUGGAGGCAAAGGAGCCGCAGGAUGAGAGUAAGGAUACAGAUGCCAAUACAAAGUCAACCUUAGAGCUUGUUCAUGUGCUUUUUCGACAUGGACCACGGACUCCAGUAAGCACCUAUCCCAAAGACCCAUACUUGAACGAGACCUACGAGCCUUAUGGCUGGGGCCAACUGACUAAUCCAGCCAAAGUGGAGCUUUAUAAAAUAGGCAAACAGCUGCGCAAGCGUUACAGGGACAUUCUCUCGCCCUACUAUCAACCGGAUAUGAUCCACGCAGAAGCCACGCAAUCGUCGCGCAGUAUUAUGUCGCUUCAGCUAGUGCUGGCUGGCCUGUUUCCACCAGAGAAUACUCCCAUGGAGUGGAGUAUGUUGCUCAACUGGCAACCCAUACCAAUAUAUACUGAGCCCGAGGCAACUGAUAAGCGCCUGCGGCAGAAGGCUCCCUGCCCCCGCUACGACGAGGCAGUGUGGGAGGUGAUGCACUUGCCGGAGGUUGUCGAGUUGCACGAGCAGAACUCGAAGCUGCUGCAGGAGCUGACCAACAUAACAGGUCUCAAUGUGAGCUAUACACACGACGUGACGAAUGUGUACAUCUCGCUGCAGUCGCAACAGGUCUAUGGGCUAAAGAUGCCCAAGUGGACGAGAAACUACUAUCCAGACAAAAUGCGACCACUGGCAGUCAAGUCAUAUACGUAUGAUGCCUAUACGACAGAAAUGCGUAAGCUUAAAGGUGGCUACUAUCUAGAAGACGUGCUCAAGCAGAUGCAGUCGAAGGUAGCUGGAAAACUGGAGCCAGCUAGCAGAAAGAUGGUCAUUUCCUGUGCACACGAUUGGACCAUAUCGAAUGUGCUGAGCGCAUUGAACGUGUGGCAGGGGCAGAUGCCCCGUUUCUCGGCACUAAUUGCCAUUGAGCUGCGCAGACGUAAAGGCAGCGGUGACUACUUUGUCGAGAUAUACUUCCAAAAUGAUCCCAGCAAGGCGCCGCAGCUGCUGCAGGUGCCCGGCUGCAGCGAACAGUGCCCCAUUGCCCAGUUCCAGGAGCUAAUAAAGGAUGUACUGCCCCAUGCUCCGUACGAGCAGCUGUGCAUCGCCAAGGGAACCAGUGAUGGGACUCGGAUCAGCUAUCACUAAUGAUCAGACAUACUGUUUAAGCCAGCAGUAUUAACUACAUAUUUUCUUUCUAUACUCAUAGCUACUCACUCAAUUUCAUAAUCUUUUUUAUAUUGAAUGAUUUUGAAAUCUUCUGAUUGAUUGCACGCUACAUGAAUAGCCCAGUAAAUUAUGCAUGUGAUUUGUUUCUCCAAGCUCUAACGAGGGGGUUCGAAUAGUUCUGUGGGGCUUCAAAUAUGUAUCCGUUCUAUAGUAUAGUAAAUAAAAUUGUACAUUGUGUGAAUAA
This is a messenger RNA of Drosophila grimshawi, 1524 nucleotides long. Its product is annotated as lysosomal acid phosphatase. NCBI's taxonomy places the organism in Eukaryota, Metazoa, Arthropoda, Insecta, Diptera, Drosophilidae. Bases 66 to 1259 code for a protein of 397 amino acids. The transcript is spliced from 5 exons. Gene Ontology annotation, biological process: dephosphorylation. The record is from RefSeq and is a predicted model, not a curated record. Gene Ontology annotation, molecular function: phosphatase activity.